CUGCUCGAGGCUUCCGUUCCUCAGGAAACGCGAGGCUCCCUCUGGCCUUCGUUGUUUUACGGGCGGGUGAGCUGCCGGGCCGGGUCUGUUUUCCUUGCUUGGUCGCCGCGUAGCGACUUAGACACCACCGAGACCGAAGCCUCCCCGUGGUCUAGAGCGUCCCCGGAAGUGGGUCGGGGAAGGCCGCGAGGGGCGGACCGGUAGAGAGCUGCGUGGCUGGCAUUUCCGGCCGGUAGCGGCGGCACGGGGUCCACAGUUCCUGGAGUGCAUGGGUAAGACAACGUUGUGAAUCCUCGUGAAAAGUAUCCCCAGCUCUGGCCAUCGAAUCUUCAUUAACUGAAACCUGGACACAGUCGAAGGGGAAAGCUGCCACGUUGUGCCAUCUUGUGUGGAGGCCCUAGACUCCAGGUGCACCCCAGCAGUCCAGGAUGGCUCGCCCUGUCACCUCCCCUGAAGAGAACAGCAGUUGAUUUCACUACUAGGAUCUGAGGCCUAAGUGUGUUGGAGACCUGAUACUAAAGGGAAACUGAGGCUAGAGACUGCUGUAGACAGAGGGUAGAGCCAAGAAUGAACCCGGCUUGAGCGUGGGAUCAGUUCUGGGGGCAGGUGGAGAAGAGCGGGAGAGACUGUCCCCGAGAGCUAGAGGGAAACAUAACUGAGCAAGGACAGGCGCUGCCUGGCUUGGGCUGCUUCGCCAUGGCGUCCAAGCAGGCUGCCGCCAAGGGCAAGGGGGAGAAGCGGAAGCGGGUGGUGCUGACCCUGAAGGAGAAGAUCGACAUCUGCACCCGGCUGGAGCGUGGGGAGAGUAGGAAGGCCCUGAUGCAGGAGUACAACGUGGGCAUGUCCACUCUGUACGACAUCAAAGCCCACAAGGCCCAGCUGCUCAGGUUCUUUGCCAGCUCGGACUCUCGCCAGGCGCUGGAGCAGCGCCGUACCCUGCAUACCCCGAAGCUGGAGCACCUGGACCGGGUGCUCUACGAGUGGUUCCUGGUGAAGCGUGCUGAGGGCAUCCCCGUGUCAGGCCCGAUGCUCAUCGAAAAGGCCAAGGACUUCUACAAGCAGAUGCGGCUGACAGAGCCCUGCGUGUUCUCUGGAGGGUGGCUUUGGCGCUUCAAGGCCAGGCACGGCAUUAAAAAGCUCGAUGCCUCCAGCGAGAAGCAGGUGGCUGCCCACCAAGCGGCUGAGCAGUUCUGUGGCUUUUUCAGGAGCCUCGCGGCUGAGCACGGGCUCUCUCCCGAGCAGGUGUACAGCGCUGAUGAGACUGGGCUCGUCUGGCGGUGCUUGCCAAGUUCUACCCCGGAUGACGGGACCGUGCCCCGCUUCAGACAGGGCAAGGACAGGCUGACUGUCUUGAUGUGCGCCAAUGCCACAGGCUCCCACAGACUCAAGCCCUUGGCCAUUGGGAAGGGUGGCGGCCCCAGAGCCUUCAGAGGCAUCCAGCACCUGCCUAUUGCUUACAAGGCCCAGGGUAAUGCCUGGGUAGACAAGGAGAUUUUCUCGGACUGGUUCCAUCAUAUUUUUGUCCCCUCAGUGAGAGAGCACUUUAGAACCAUAGGCUUACCGGAAGACAGCAAGGCAAUUCUCUUGCUGGACCAUUCCCGGGCCCACCCACAGGAGUCGGAGCUGGUGUCAGAGAACAUCUUCACUCUCUUCCUGCCCUCCAGCGUGACCUCCUUACUGCAGCCCACAGAGCAAGGCAUUCGCAGAGCCUUCCUGAGGCUCUUUAUCAACCCUCCUGUGGCCUUGCAGGGCUUUCCUGCCCGCCACAACCUGAAUGAUGCCAUAGUCAGCAUAGCCUGUGCCUGGAACGCUGUGCCCAGCCAGGUCUUCCGGCGGGCCUGGAGGAAGCUGUGGCCCACUGUGCCCUUCACUGACGGCACCUCCUCCUCUGAGGAAGCAGAGUGCUGCGCCAUCAAGCCUCACAAGACUUUUGCACACAUCCUUGAGCUUGUAAAAGAAGGGCCCUCCUGUUCUGGCAGCAGGCUUGAGGACAGCAGGGCUGAAGAGCCGGUGGUGGCAGGGAGGAACAUAGAUGAGGCCCCCACUGUUGUGGCACCUUCCCAGGCCACAGGGUGUACAGAAAAGUCAGAGAAAGAUGCUGGUGAGGAUGAGGAGGCAGCCUGGGAGCAGGCAGCCACAUCUUUCCAAGCACUUGUGCGCUUUGCAGAGCAGCAGCCGUGUUUCAGCGUGCAAGAGGUGGGGCAGCUGCAGGCACUGCACACAGUGUUCAGGAGGCAGCAGCAGCUGAGGCCGCCCCGUGUGGCUCUCAGGGCUGUGAUCAAACUCGAGGCCCUUCAGGAGCACCCUAGUGUGUGCAUGGCCACAACCCACUCUACCUUGCCUUGCUCAGCCACAGCAGGUGACAACUAAAGUACCUUGUGUGCCCCUGCUGGCCCUCGGCAGCUCUGCUACCCGGCACGUGCAGCUGUGGGGCAGACUGCCUGCUAGGGAGGGGAGCGUGCGGAGAUGAGCGAGAGAGUAAGCAGACUUAGGCCCCAGGAGCAUGGCACGUGUCAGGGCUGCUCCUUGUUUACAGAGGCCUCUAUGUUCUGGCUAGUGGUUUUACUGUAUCUCCUACCACAGUGUAUCAUUUGAAUGGCAGGAGACCUGGUGCCCUCUUUCUCAGUACUGUGGAGCCUCCCCUAGCUGCAGCUGGGUCCAGUGGGCCAGUUCUGUGUCUGGUGUUGGAAGACUGGGCCACAUUAUCAGGUUGAAGUGCCUUGAGGGGUGCACCUCCAGCCCUCAGGAGGCUUGCUCUCCUCAGUUGGGCCCCAAGCCUAGCCCUGAGGGUACUGGCUUCAGCAUCUAGCCUCAGUGUUCACACCCAUGCUGCUAGCUGCAGAGGUACCAUGCCAGCCUCUUGGUCUGCACCCACCUCAGCCAUCAACAAACAUUCAACAGCAAGCAACCUCUGUAGUGUCCCUCAGCAGCAGGUCCGACCCCUGGGGUCCAGGUCUCCGAGAGAGACUGUGUGUUAAUUUCAGCAUUGCUCAGAGGCCAACAUGUUCCCAGAAGUCUCUGCUCCUCGGCAUUGCUUAUGUGAACAAUGUGCAAAGUAACAGCAGCAUGUGGUGACUUGGAGCUCCCGGGGUAGGCGGUUAGCACCACUCCAGUGGAGUAUGUAUCUGCAUUGGUCGGUUCUGUGGAGACCAGCUGUUGGAGGACGUGACUGUUUUUCUGACAUUGUAGCUUUGUAGCCCCUGGGUAGCACUGUGGCUGCUUUGCCUGUGACUCCCAGUGUCCUUGUCUGCAGUGGUUAGCUCUGUUCUUUCACCUCACUGUGGCUUUGUCCUUGACCUUCACUCCCUCUGGGAUUCCUGUGGCUGUAUUACCACAGUUUUCAUUCCAGUGGUCAACAGCUGCUACACCAAGAGACUUUUGUCCGAACCUCUGAGAGCCAGAGGGGUUUGGGGAAUGUUGGUUUGUCUUUCUGUAUCUGUCCGAACACUAAGGAUGGUCAUCGCUGACAGCUCUAGUUGUGGAUGGGUGUCAUCCUGCUUUAUCUGCAGGUGUGAAUAUUAUACCUAGGUUGUUUUCAGAA
Messenger RNA from Apodemus sylvaticus (European woodmouse), 3541 nucleotides. It is a transcript of the gene Jrk, whose product is annotated as Jrk helix-turn-helix protein. Gene Ontology annotation, cellular component: nucleus. The coding region runs from base 697 to 2370 and encodes 557 amino acids. Lineage: Eukaryota; Metazoa; Chordata; Mammalia; Rodentia; Muridae. The transcript is spliced from 2 exons. The record is from RefSeq and is a predicted model, not a curated record. Gene Ontology annotation, molecular function: DNA binding.